Molecule: messenger RNA, 2556 nt
Organism: Sclerotinia trifoliorum
Lineage: Eukaryota; Fungi; Ascomycota; Leotiomycetes; Helotiales; Sclerotiniaceae
Source: the annotation of a GenBank genome assembly
CCGGAAGAUUUGGUGUUUGUUCUCUCUCCUGAUUAGCUACUAAAUACCUAACUACCUACCUGCAUCAAGAUCUCUCUAUUAUCCCAUUCCUCUAUUCGUAUUUCCUCUCAAAACUAACAUCUUACAUGUUCGCACAACCCUGAUAUAAACAGACAUCCAACCCUCAAGAUUGCUUCUGAUCACACCCCCAAUAACAUCCAUCAUACACAUACAACGUCUAAUUGCACAUUCAUGCGACGAAGCGGGUAUCAUAUGGCAACGAAUCUUGGAAAAUUCCAACAAAUGCACCUCUCAUCUCAUUACUCACUCAACUGAUGACUACCGGUAAUCACCUUACAGGUAAUAAGUAUCUUACCAUAAUCUCAACCCUUCUAGAAAGACGCAAAGAAUGAAAGAUCGGAACGAUCAUGGGGCAUGACAAGCUGACUUAUCUAGGGAUACCUCUCCCUGUUUGCCAACACCCAUCCACAAGGAUUUUCCCUCGUUAUCCCAUGCAAAGUGCUGUUGUCAUAUCUUUAAGGCUUAGGGUUCGUUAUAACAGCUAGGUGAUUAUGACUGUAACCUAUUUCUAACUACCUACAGCCCCAGCAUAGCAUAGCUCAUAGCAUAGCUCAUCAACCAUGACAAAACACUGUAUUAUGAAGAAAUGCCGGACCGUUACUCUACCCGCUCCAUACUAGAACUUCAAGAUAUUAUAUACCUCCGUAUGUAACGGACUAUGCGAAAAGUACGAGAUGAUAUUAAGGAGAAACAUCGAACAACAAGAUAUAAAUAAACAAAUCUCUCCAUAUUACGAAUUAUCAUCCCAAAAAAAGAAUCAAACAAAGCGGGUCUCUAAACAUCCACCCGAUCGCAAAUCUCGCAGUCUAGCGGUCCUUCCUUUGGUGUUCUUUCCCAUGAAUUUUUGCGACCGAGGCUAUCAGGUGAGGGCGCACAAAUCCCCUUUCAUGACAUAAUAUAAUAUAAUCACAUACACCACUUCAAACAUCAGUCACUCACUCACUCACUCGCUCGCUCGCUCGCUCAACACAUUCUUUAUCAUGGUCCUGCUAGGACUCGGUCUCCUGAUCGCAUCGGUAUCGUUUUUAUGUUACAGACAUUCUCCGGCGGAAUGGUGGGGUUUUCUGGAGAGAUUGCGGCCGGUUACUGGUACUAGGGAUGCUGGGAAGAGAGAGGAUGUUGGAUCGGGGGGUAGAGGCGGUGAUGAGGAGAUGAAGAAAGAUAGAGGUAGAGGUGGAGGGGAGGAUUCGUCAAGACCGCUAUCUAAUGAGGCAACGACGUCGGAGAAUGAAGAAAAUGGAGAAAAUGCAAAGAUGGAAAGGUCGACGGAUGCGCCGAGUAUGCACAUUACAGAACCACUCCAAGAUGCGACCAUUAUAGGAAGUAAGAGUAUGCCGCCACCUAUUUUACCGCCACCUAGCAAAGCAGCACUUGACCGCGCCGCCAUGCCACCACCACCACCACCUCUAUUCAAAAAACCCGCGCACCCAAACAAAACACCCUCCUCUCCAACCACACCCCGCGCCCCUCCUUCUCCCAACACCAACAUCCUUUCUCCCUCGACUCCCCUUUCCCCGCUGCCCGCUGCAUCCAGGCGCACGAUCAAUCCCACGACUAAACGCCCUCCCAACUUCUCUCGCCGCUCCUCUCGGGUCCCUCCCCAACCGUUCCCUCCCCAACCGCACACCCACCUCCUCACUCACCGCCCCAUCCCUCGCGCCACCCCAACCCACACAUCAAUCCCCACGAAACCACGCAAAAAAGUCCUCCUAACACCCAACCACUCCCCACUAGACUGGGCACGCCUAACCACCUCCCCCAACUCCAACCUCCGCGGUCUCCCCCCAUCCACACCCUAUCUCCGCGUUCCUCCUUCCCUCCUCAAACAAUUCACCGGUCGAAAAGGUAAAGAUGCGUGGACGGUUCUCGGUGGCAAGGUAUACAAUAUCACGCCUUAUUUACCGUAUCAUCCGGGUGGUGAACCGGAGUUGAUGAAAUGUGCGGGGAGAGAUGGGACGAGGCUUUUUGGGGAGGUGCAUCCGUGGGUUAAUGGGAGGGAUGUUAGAGGCGUGUUUGGUGGGGAUAAGUGUGGGUGAGGAGGAGGCGGAGGGGGGUGGUGGAUUGGAGGAUAUGGAUUAGGGAAUGAAUAAAAACAGAUUAUAGUUAAAACACUAGUCGUUUAUAAUAAAGGAGCUCCUUUGCCUUCGUUUUGAUAACAAAACCGGGGCAGGGCUGGGUGUGGAGGAGUAACUUCGAGUAGGGUUUGUGGUGAUACAUUAUGCUUUAAUGAUGUUGGGCGUUUGAGGGAUUAGACGGUAAGCUCUGGAUUCUGUAUAGAUGAGUGUAUAAUUCCAUGUGUGUGGAUCAGGAUGUAAUACAUAGACAGACGGACAGGCAGACACAUACAUACAGAGAGGAAGAUAAUAUCUUUAACAUGAACUAGAACAUAAAAUUAAACCAUGAACAAUAAAUCAAAUCACAACACAUCAGAUCAUCAUACACCCCUGAUGACUAUUUCAGGCCACUCUCCCGUGUACUCCAUACCUCAUUAAAACC